AUGCUUGAAGUCCUAAUUUUUUUUAGUACUGAAAAAGAUCACCUGAAAAUUAGCUACAGAACAAGAUUUUGCUGUACUUCUAGGGUUCCUGUUACUGAUCUUUGGCAAGGCCAGAACUUAUUGGAAAACAUACAAGAUUGUUUUGAAGAAAAAAGUUAUGACACUGGCUUUAGCACAAAUCCUGGAAGUCCAACUCUUUGUUCAACUCCUUGCAAAUUAAGAAAUGAUUCUUAUUCAUCACCAAACAAAGAGUACCAGAUAUCACCUUCAAAGAAUGAUUGGAUUUCUUCGGUGAAAAAGAAAGCUAAAACCUCAGCCCUUUCACAUCAUACUAUUAUGUUACAAAGUCAGGCAAACAAUUCAGUCUUGACCCCUGAGAUUCCUCAAAAAUUAUCACAAGCUGAUUUAGUUGGUUUGAAGAAUACACCAAAUUUAAAAUAUGCUUCAAGUGGAGCUGAAGAAUUUAAUAAAAUUCCUAAUGAAGUUGUGGAAGAAUUUCACUUAACAGUUGGAUCGCCUGGUCUUUUGGCCAAGGAAACAGAGAUAUUACCUUUGCCUCAGCAAGCUACUCCUACUGCACAUGAUAGAUGGAACCAUAUAUUUGGAAAUUCAUUUAAUCAACAACCUUCACUUUCCACAUCAAGUCUUAAAACUAAAAAGAGCUUAAACUAUGAAGAUAUAACAGUUUGGUCUGCUAAGAAGAAGGCAGAAAAAGAUACUAAAAUGUUAGAAAGAAGACAAAAGAGGAUCCAAUCGGAAUCUUCUGAGAAAAGAUCACAAGAUGCAAAACAGAAAAGAUCACAAGAUACAAAACAGCAAAGAGCUAAAACGAAUUUUUCAACAUUACUUUUACAAGCAGCAAAAGGGAACUGUAGAAACAGUUCUGUCCGUAGGCAUGUAUCACCACCACAGACUUAUUCUCCUUCUCCUCUUCCAAAUGGCUUAGAAUCAUCCAAUGAUGAAUUUAUAAUUGAUGAAUCAGAUUGCUCUGUCUCUCAAUCUUGGAUUUUAAUCUCUAACAAGAAUAGCAAGUCUGUAAAACCAGGCAAGACAGACCCUGUGAAGAGCUCCCAGGACUCAGAAAGAAAAAAGUCAAGGACAGAGCAACAGCAAGGAGAAAAAUGCAACUCAUCAAGUGAUAAAUAUUUUGAUACAGAGAAAGAAAUUUCAGAUGUUAUUAGUGAAAAGAAGACCUCAAAAUCCAUAAAACAUAAAGCUCGAGCAGUGGAGAAAUCACAGCCCUCUAAAAGAAAAAAAUUAGACAAUUUAUCUGAUGAAAUGGGAGGUGCUUCUAAAUCCACCAGACAUAGAAUAUAUUCUGAGAAAUCAGAACAAUUUUUGGAAAAUAUAGGGGCUAUCGUGGAACACCAGAGUGGAAAAUGUGAGACCCAAAUAGAUAAUAGAGAAUCUGUUGAAGGCCUAGUUAAUUGUGUUGAAAACCAAGAUAGUUUCCACAGUGAGCAAAAUAUUGCUGAAGUACAUACUACCUUAAGAACCACCAAAUCCAAAACUGCUUCAGUGGAGAAAUCACAAACUAUAGAAAUAAGCAAGCUCAGGAAAUGCCAGAAGAAAGACUCUCAAGUAUCUGUGAAGCAGCACGGCACAGAACAGACCAAGAAGAAAAGAUCGAAUAUGUCACAAAGAAAUCAAGACAAGCUACACAGUGAGUCUGACAGAAAUUUGGGACAACGGGAAGAAAGAGGAGAAUCUUGUCACUCUGCAGAGCAAAUACUAUCUGCUGAUGUUUCAGGAAAACAAAAAAAACCCAAUUGUGCUUCUCAACAAGUUCAGAAAAAAGGACAUUUAAAGAAGACAUCAUUUAAAAACCAACAAAUGCCUAAAAAGAGAGAAACUAUGCCAAAAAAAAAUAAAUCUCAAGAUUUCACUGUUACUAGAAGUCAAAGAAUUUCUAAGCGGCCUUCUACUUGGUGGGUAGUUACCACAGAACAAAGUAAUAUGUCUAGUAGUCCUACUUUAGAGUUACCAGUAAAUCAUAAAAAAGCCUCCAAACCAUCUAAAGAAACAAAAAAGAUAUCUGUUAAGACUUCGGGGAAAGGAACUAUUCCUCUGAAACGACAGAAAUCGUCUAUUAAUGCCAAAUCAAAAGAUGCAUCUAUUCCAAAGAAACGAAAAGGAAGGAGAUUAUCAUAUUCAAGUGAUGAAAAUUGUGAUAUGGUCCACAAUGUUCCCAAUCUAGAUGAACAAGAAGGUUCAUUGAAGGAAAUUCCAAAUGUUGUUUGUUCUAGUACUGCAGAACCCUCUGAGGAAUGUAUCAAUGCUGCUCAAAAUGUUAAUCUGACACCAACAAUGAUUACAGGAGAUUCUAAAACUUUUGUGACUUCAACCAUGGAAGAAAGUGGACCAGCGAGGUUAAGAAAUAAUGUUUUGACAUCUAGAUCCAACAAAAUCUCUGGAGAUGAACAGGAGUAUGGUACAAGUACAAAUUCUGACAAAAUACCAUCUGUUCGUCGAACUACAAGAAUCAAAAUAAAACCUUUGGAAUACUGGAGAGGAGAGAGAUUUGAAAACAUGUUAUUAGAUGGAUUUACGGUCAAUGGAACAAUGUCAAAUGACAGAGUUUUCCCUAAACAGAAGUCUAACAGAAAAAGGGAAAGAGUCGAUAUAGAUUCUUGUGAAGAUGAACAAAAAAAGAAAACAAUUGCAUCUUUGAAUAUAUCUCUUGGAGAUCCUUCUAAACCAACAUGUGUAUUUGACCCAGGAAGAGAACAAAUGGUUUUCAGGGAGCUUGUGAAGAUCAAAGGUACACAUGAAUUUUGUGUUCAGGAUGACACACUGAAAAUGUUUAAGAUUUUGAAUACUUCUAUGUUUGCCACUGGCACAUUGAUCUUGGAGCCCUUUAAAGAAAAGGGAAAACAAUAUGUCUGUUCAGAUACAGUGGUAUUCUUUGUUGUCAGUGGUAAUCUUUUAUGUACUUUACAUGAAACAUCUUACAACUUAAAUAGUGGGGACAUUUUCUAUGUUCCUUCAGGUAACUUUUACAACAUAAAAAAUCUUCUUGAUGAGAGAAGCAUUCUACUUUUCACUCAGAUAAAAACUGAAAGACCAGAAAAAUAAAAAACAUUCAAAUAUACAUAGCAUUGUUGUAUAGGUGGGCCAUUUUUCCUCAGAGUCACUUUUUGUGUGUGUUUGGAAUUAUAAACAUUCUAUUUUAUGUACAUAAUAUAUAAAUAUUUUCAAACCUC
Molecule: messenger RNA, 3203 nt
Organism: Gracilinanus agilis (Agile Gracile Mouse Opossum)
Lineage: Eukaryota; Metazoa; Chordata; Mammalia; Didelphimorphia; Didelphidae
Gene: CENPC
Product: centromere protein C
Exons: 18
Coding region: 1-3075 (1024 amino acids)
Biological process (GO): spindle attachment to meiosis I kinetochore; kinetochore assembly; attachment of mitotic spindle microtubules to kinetochore
Cellular component (GO): kinetochore
Molecular function (GO): centromeric DNA binding
Source: RefSeq, a predicted model, not a curated record